Dracunculus medinensis (Guinea worm) is the source of this 876-nucleotide messenger RNA. NCBI's taxonomy places the organism in Eukaryota, Metazoa, Nematoda, Chromadorea, Rhabditida, Dracunculidae. The record is from the annotation of a GenBank genome assembly.
AUGAAAGACAAUUAUGUAAAAUCGAAUUAUGAGGAGCAAGAACGUCUUCUAUUAAAUUUGCGUCGUAUCAACUUUGCUAAAUCAGUUAAUCAUACAUGUCUUUGUUCUUCAGCCGAUUCUUUGGAACAGGAAAUUGUCUCUUGUUUGUUAUGCCUUGCAAAAUUCCACGUAUCUUGCGUUCAACGGACUAUAAAUGUAGCGAAACUAUUAGAUGAUUAUUAUUUAUGCGUUCGUUGUGUUCGUGGACGGCGACCAUUCCUGGAUAAUUUAUUGAUUUUAUGCGCAAAUGCUCCAUUAUCUAUAGAACGAAAAUUGAGUAUGCAUGUUGUGGAAUAUACUCGAUCGGUCUAUAAAGAAGGUGCAACUGUAUUGAGUACGCUUUCUUCUAUAGAUCAAAAGAGCAGAAAAGACGCAACACGGAGAUUCACAAGUGGCUUAGUAGCAAUAUUGAGUAGUGAGGCGAUUGAUUGCUCUUUAUGGCCCACCUUCGUCGCAGAAUUAUCAAAAAUUUGGCCAGUUUCUGAAAGGCAAAGGAAUAUGCAUAAAAAAAUUCGUAGUUUGGCAGAGAAUUCAACUCCUUUUGCAGUUUUAUUCUAUAAGGAUAAUAAAAAAGUUAAUCAUAAUUUUGUGCGAGUAACUCGACCCUGUCGUAAACGUAAAUGCAAAUCCAAAGAUGAUGAAUCGUGUGCUGCAGAAAUUUGCCUUCACCCUAAUGAUGAUGAAAUUCAUUGGAUUCAGUGCGAAUCGGGCUGUUUUCGUUGGUAUCACUGCAUAUGUGUUGGGCAAAAAAUUAAUCCACUUAAUCGUAUUUCAUCAUAUUGCUGCUAUAGAUGCUCACCUAAUGAAAAUGCUGCAAAACAUUAUAGGAAUGUUUAA